CCCGGAGGUGAGAUAAUUCGAUAAGCGUUAGCGAAGGGGGGUACAAGACGGGAAGAAGGGUCCGGCCUUGAAAGACUGGCCACUGAAGAGGGAGACUGGAAGUUUGGAUGUCGUCACUGUUUGUCCUUUUGUACACGCUGUACACUUGGUACACUUUGCGCAAGCCCCGCAGACAGACCAGACAUGUUAUCCUUCAGGACCACAGGCUACAACGGGUAUUCCUGCAAAUAUUCGCCCUUCUACGAUAACAAACUUGCAGUGGCUACUGCCGCAAACUACGGGUUGGUAGGAAACGGCAGACUCUACAUAUUGACGAUAGGGAACGAUGGGAGAAUUUCCCAAGAUACAUACUUCGAUACCCAGGACGGUUUGUUUGAUGUUGCGUGGUCGGAGCUGCAUGAAAACCAGAUUCUUACAUGUUCAGGAGACGGCUCGAUUUCUCUGUUCGAUAUCACGUUACCCAAGUUCCCGAUCAAAAGGUUCCAUGAGCAUCAGAGAGAAGUGUUUUCGGUCUACUGGAACAUGGUGGAUAAAUCCAUAUUCUGCUCGUCGUCGUGGGACAGUACAAUCAAGGUCUGGUCGCCUGUCAGAGACCAGUCACUUCUCACCUUGACCUCGAAUAAAGACAUGACAGCUCAAACGGAAAACAUACCAUCGGGCGACAAGCCUCCUUUAUCGACAAAACCCGUAGCAGAAAACCCGGUGAAUGAUUGUGUGUAUCAAGCUACAUUUUCACCACACGAUCCGUCCAUAAUAAUAUCGGUGAACUCUGCCUCACAUUGUCAAGUCUGGGAUACUAGAGCUCCGACCCCAUUAACGCUGGAUUUUAUUUCUCACGCUGGCUUGGAGGUCCUCUCCUGUGAUUACAACAAGUACAGACCAACGGUUAUUGCAACAGCAUCGGUGGACAAAUCGAUCAAAAUAUGGGACUUGAGGAUGAUCCCUGAUCUACAACGUAACUUCCUUGCACAAAAGAACAGGGUUGGCCCUUCACCCAUCAACAAGCUUAUUGGGCAUGAUUUUGCAGUACGGAAAGUACAGUGGUCUCCUCACUCCUCAGACACUUUGCUUUCUUGCUCAUACGAUAUGACAUGUAAGGUGUGGAAGGAUCAAACCGACGAAAACGCAAAGUAUAUGAGCAGACUGCGGAUGAAACAUGGCGAAGCCUUGGUCGGAAAUUUUGACAGACACAGAGAGUUUGUGUUGGGUUGUGACUGGUCUCUUUGGGGAAGGGGAUUUGUCGCAAGUACCGGAUGGGAUGAGAUGCUUUAUGUGUGGAAAGCACUGUAAGAAGCGACAUUCUGGUUUGUUUUCAAGUUCAAAUAAUUUGAUAGAAAAGACCGUACAACACUCCUCUUUUUGAAAGUCGCUGAUUUAUCGAGGAGUGCCCACAAAAUUGUCAUUAGUAUCUAAACAAUUAGCAUUUGAGUAAUCUACAUGUGUACGAAACUUACAAAAUACAAUACAAAAUUUAUAUUUCGUGGCCAAAUCAACUCAGACACACGAAACAGUUUAUAAUCAGACCAGUUGUAUAUCGUUGUUUCGAUUUUCUGAAAACCUUUCCACUUCGGUCAUCAAUCUCGUUACCCAAAGGUCUCUGUCUACUCGGGAUCUGGCCAAAAAAUUGAUAGCCCUUCCCGUAACUCCAAGCCUGGAAGCCGAUUUCAGUAAUUCUCUAGUAGAAAUCCUUUCAUGCACAUCUGUAUCACCUACAUUAAAAACCUCUUUUUCAUACUCGUAAUCCGUACUCGAAUCAGAAUCAGAUUCCGCUUCUG
Pichia membranifaciens NRRL Y-2026 is the source of this 1775-nucleotide messenger RNA. RefSeq lists its product as hypothetical. The coding region runs from base 184 to 1290 and encodes 368 amino acids. The transcript has a single exon. Gene Ontology annotation, cellular component: peroxisomal matrix; cytosol. Gene Ontology annotation, molecular function: protein binding. Gene Ontology annotation, biological process: protein import into peroxisome matrix. Lineage: Eukaryota; Fungi; Ascomycota; Pichiomycetes; Pichiales; Pichiaceae. The record is from RefSeq and is a predicted model, not a curated record.